Molecule: messenger RNA, 658 nt
Organism: Ceraceosorus guamensis
Lineage: Eukaryota; Fungi; Basidiomycota; Exobasidiomycetes; Ceraceosorales; Ceraceosoraceae
Exons: 2
Coding region: 115-450 (111 amino acids)
Source: RefSeq, a predicted model, not a curated record
GGUGGUCUAGACGCAUGGGCCUGCAGAGCCCGGAGCCGCACCGCACUUGUGGAAACUGAUUCCCUUUCCAACAUGCCACAGUCAAAGUGACCUCCCUUUGAUUGGCCCGAUCACAUGAGAAGCCUCGUGAUCAUGCGAUGCGAUGCUCACUGGAGAACAUGCAAUCACGAAUGUGAAUUGCAGCCUUUUCGAUCCUCCAGCGUUGGAUGUGCUCGUAUGGGAGGCUGGAUGCGCUUGUAUAGAAGGCUGAACCGCUCAUGGCUACGCAGAGCCAGUAACAUCCUCUUUGCGCCUCGGCUAGAUAAGUACACAGGCAGACAUGCAGGCGAAAGCCGUUCGCAUGGCGCUUCACCACGAGCGAACCUCGCGGUACGGCAUGCUGGCGCGAUCGCGCAAACAAUCUGUGGCACCCUCGCACUUCGCUGUUCCCCUCAGGGCAAGACGGGAUAAGAUGAUGCGAUGUGGUGCUUUGUCUGCAUCAGUCGUCAGACCUUUGGCGCAGGACGCUUCACGCACCCGCAGAGCAUCAGAACAUUGAGAGCUCGACUCUUAGGGCAUCUUGCCAAGCGAGCGUAUUGCCUCGACCAACUUCGUCUGCAAGCCACGAUUGCGGCGGAGCCGUGAGGGAGGCAGGUCGGGAUUGUACAGAUUAUAACGC